CCCUCAUUCCGGACCGACAUGAGUGACACCCCCGCUGCGGAGACCGAGAAGCGACCCCAGUUCGGAACCCGCCUGCUCACGGACGCCGACGACGUCUUCAAGCACAAUGCUUGGUAAAUAUGGGAUGCAAAUCCUCCGCCGGUUGGCCAGCAAAACUUGGGAGCACACUCGCCAGCGCAAAAAGCCAGCGGGAGCAGGCAGCAGGGUGCUCACCGAUGUGCGCGAGGUGUUCGAGUUUAAUGCCUGGGACCACGUGCAGUGGGACGAGGAGCAGGAACUGGCCGCCCAGGAGGCGGUGGCCAAGAACUCGGCCAGCAAGAUGGAGGCGGAGCAGAAGGACAAAUUCCAAUUGGAUGCCCCCAAGUUCUGGGACUCCUUCUACGGCAUCCACGACAAUCGCUUCUUCAAGGAUCGCCACUGGCUGUUCACAGAGUUCCCGGAAUUGGCUCCUUUGACCACAGAAACGAAGGAUCAACAACCCCGUAACAUCUUCGAACUGGGCUGUGGAGUGGGAAACACUAUCCUGCCUUUAUUACAAUACAGCUCCGAGCCUCAGUUAAAAGUUUCCGGUUGCGACUUCUCUGCGAGGGCCAUUGAAAUCCUGCAAAGUCAACCGCAGUUCGAUGAGAAGCGCUGCCAGGUGUUUGUCAUGGAUGCCACGUUGGAGCAAUGGGAGGUGCCCUUUGAGGAGAACUCGCAGGACAUCAUUGUGAUGAUCUUUGUACUGUCUGCCAUUGAGCCAAAGAAAAUGCAGCGGGUGCUGGACAACUGCUAUCGCUACCUACGACCCGGUGGCCUGCUCCUCUUCCGGGAUUACGGAAGAUAUGACCUCGCACAGCUGCGCUUCAAGAGUGGCAAGUGUUUGGAGGACAACUUCUAUGUGCGUGGCGAUGGCACCAUGGUUUACUUCUUCACGGAGGAGGAACUGCGUGGAAUGAUGACCCAGGCGGGACUCAAGGAGGAGCAACUCAUUGUGGACCGAAGGCUGCAGGUCAACCGGGGUCGUGGGUUGAAGAUGUACCGCGUUUGGAUUCAGACAAAGUUCAGGAAGCCGCUGUAGUGCAAUUUA
This is a messenger RNA of Drosophila takahashii, 1069 nucleotides long. It is a transcript of the gene Mettl2, whose product is annotated as methyltransferase-like protein. The record is from RefSeq and is a predicted model, not a curated record. NCBI's taxonomy places the organism in Eukaryota, Metazoa, Arthropoda, Insecta, Diptera, Drosophilidae. Gene Ontology annotation, molecular function: tRNA (cytidine-N3)-methyltransferase activity.